Messenger RNA from Pseudophryne corroboree (corroboree frog), 2502 nucleotides. It is a transcript of the gene BTBD6, whose product is annotated as BTB domain containing 6. The record is from RefSeq and is a predicted model, not a curated record. Gene Ontology annotation, biological process: neurogenesis. Gene Ontology annotation, molecular function: protein binding. Gene Ontology annotation, cellular component: cytosol. NCBI's taxonomy places the organism in Eukaryota, Metazoa, Chordata, Amphibia, Anura, Myobatrachidae. The coding region runs from base 491 to 2080 and encodes 529 amino acids. The transcript has 4 exons.
AAGGCUGCUGUGAAUGGUACAGGACUCUCCGCUGCCAUUGGCUCCCGGUGCCCUGACGUGAGCAGCCCCUGCUUGCUAUUUGAGCUGAAGCCUGGCCCCAUCCCUCUCCACUUCUACACGUAGUGAGCCAGCGGCAGCAGCACACCGGGGGUGGGAGGAGGCAGCCCAGUCCCUGUGCCAUGCAAUAUGCCAGCGCACACAACAGCAGCUGCAGCUGGUGAGCCCUGACUGCCAGCCCAGGAUGAGCGCACAGCACGGUGCCCGCUGCAAGGGGACGGAGUGCAUGCCAGUCCCGGAUCGCCGCCGGUAACGCCGCGGUGCAGCAGCUGGUGGGUGCCCGCUCUCCGGAUUGCAUUGGUGUCCCCCCAGUGAUUGCAUUAUAACCGAUGGACGGAUUAUUAUUCCUCGCUGACUUUGGAAGUUAAAUCCCACUCUCCCCCCUGCCUGAUGCCCGCACUGGAGCCGCUCCCGCCGCUGCCCUCCCUCGCCCAUGCCACCAGAGCCCGGCUGCCUGCAUGGCAGGAUCAUGAAGUGUUUGACUUUCUUUCUUCUGCUUCCAGAGACCUUAAAGAAGUCUAAAAAGCACGGCGGCAAGGGGCCAGUAUGCUGUGAGACAGUGCCCCUGGCCCUGAAGAGGAAGAUGGCUGCGGAGCUUUACCCUGUCAGCGCUAACCACACCAAUAUCGCCAACAGUAAUAACGCCGCGGCCGCCAACGCCAAGAAGAACGCCCUCCAGAUCCAGCACAGCGCCCCCCCGCCCCCGCAGCUCCAGAACCUCAAUAACAACAACAUCGAGAGCAGUAACUGGCAGUCCUGCCACCCGACCCUGCGGGAGAGGAACGCACUGAUGUUCAACAACGAACUGAUGGCUGACGUUCACUUUAUUGUGGGUCCCGCCGGGGCCUCGAAGAAAGUCCCCGCUCAUAAGUAUAUUUUGGCUGUUGGCAGCUCUGUGUUUUACGCCAUGUUUUAUGGAGAUCUGGCGGAGGUCAAAUCUGAAAUCCAUAUCCCAGACGUGGAACCUGCAGCUUUUUUAAUCCUUUUAAAGUACUUGUACAGUGACGAGAUUGACCUGGAAGCAGACACCGUGCUUGCAACUCUUUAUGCUGCCAAGAAGUAUAUUGUCCCUGCAUUGGCUAAGGCCUGUGUUAAUUUCCUAGAGACGAGCUUGGAAGCAAAGAACGCAUGUGUAUUGCUUUCUCAGAGCCGCCUUUUCGAGGAGCCAGAACUGACUUUGCGCUGCUGGGAGGUGAUCGACGCCCAGGCGGAACUAGCACUCAAGUCCGAGGGCUUCUGCGAGAUUGACUUACCGACUCUAGAGAUUAUUGUGACGAGGGAAACACUAAACACAAAGGAAGAUGUUGUUUUUCAGGCGGUAUUGAACUGGGCGGAGGCAGAAUGCAAAAGACAAGGGCUACCCGUGACGCCUACAAAUAAAAGGAAUAUAUUAGGAAAGGCGUUAUACUUGGUACGGAUUCCAACCAUGACCCUAGAGGAAUUUGCCGAUGGGGCUGCCCAGUCAGACAUUUUAACCUUGGAGGAGACCCGCAGCAUAUUCUUGUGGUAUACAGCUGCGAAUAAACCGCAACUAGAGUUCCCACUCGUCAAAAGGAAAGGUCUAGCGCCUCAGAGAUGCCACAGGUUUCAGUCUUCGGCCUAUCGAAGUAACCAGUGGAGGUAUCGGGGCCGCUGUGACAGCAUCCAGUUUGCGGUUGACAAAAGGAUAUUUAUUGCAGGACUUGGUUUAUAUGGAUCGAGCUGCGGCAAAGCAGAAUAUAGUGUUAAAAUUGAACUCAAAAGGCAAGGCUUAGUCCUUGCCCAAAACCUGACUAAAUUUAUUUCCGAUGGCUCGAGCAAUACUUUCUCUGUGUGGUUCGAGCACCCCGUGCAAGUUGAACAGGACACGUUUUACAACGUCAGCGCCAUCUUGGAUGGCAAUGAACUGAGUUACUUUGGGCAGGAGGGGAUGACAGAAGUGCAGUGUGGGAAGGUGACUUUCCAGUUUCAAUGUUCAUCGGACAGCACCAACGGGACUGGGGUGCAAGGGGGACAGAUUCCCGAGCUCAUCUUUUACGCAUGACUCAUUUCACUGCUCCACUACUGCUAAAGCACACCGACGCGCCUCUAGAGUGGCUUGCAACACAAAGGCUUGGCCCUUUAACCUCGGUUGUUCUUGCCACCCAUUAAAAAAAAAAAAAAAAAAAAAAAAAAAGAGAGAGGUGAAGGGAAAACGGUUAUUUUUUAUUUUAAACUACAUCAGUAUGGAAUGUAACACACAGGCUGCCAAAUCUCCAACUGAAGGAAUGCUUUUAGAGUUUAAUCUUAUUUUAUUUAUUUUUAAGCUAUUUGAAUUAUUAAAAACUGCAACACGCAGAGAGAGGUUAGAGAAAUCUGCACACAAUGUGCAUUUAUUUUGUAUAUAGAUAACUUGGUAAAAUGCAGCUUGCUCAACGGAGGGAAGCAAUUAAAUAUGACGCAUAAAAGAUUUUUACUUCUAUUGAA